Molecule: messenger RNA, 3945 nt
Organism: Arctia plantaginis
Lineage: Eukaryota; Metazoa; Arthropoda; Insecta; Lepidoptera; Erebidae
Source: the annotation of a GenBank genome assembly
AUGAAGAUUUUCAUGUUAUUACUCUCUGUGACGAGUUGUGUGAAGACACAAGUUUCCGAUUCCAGUGGUGUGUAUAAUCCCAACUAUCCUCAACAGCAAUAUCAAAAUAAUAAUCAAAAUGGUUCUCUGUAUCGACAGAAUUCUCAAAUACCUUAUGGUAGCUUUCCAGUGAACCAAAAUCUUAACGAUUACAAUAGCGGUCAGAGUUCAUUUUAUUCAGAUAAUUUUAACUCCAAUCCAUCCAUCUAUGGCGAUAACGACAACGACGUAGAUCCUCAAAAUACAGCUUCUUAUUAUGCAGGCUUAGAUUAUGAAGAAAGAUACAAAUGCCCGCCGAAUUGGAUCAGAUAUCGAGAAUCUUGUUACCGGUUUACAAAAUCGCCGAAUCGUCCAAGAAACGAGGCUCGUAAGAUAUGUUUGGCAUAUGAAGCAGAUUUGGCUGCUGUAAACAGCCCUGAAGAACAUGGUUUUAUUAUAACCCAUCUCAUGAGCUUAGAUCCGCAGAAGGGUUCUUGGUAUAUUGGCGCACAUCAGCAGUCACCUGGUUACUGGUCUAAUGAUGCUGAUGGAUCACAACUAACUGGUCUUGAAAAUGCAUUUUUCAAUGAUCGUACAGCAAUAUACAACAGUUUUAACAUUUUACCACGAGAAUACCUAGUGUACAGGUUUUCACAUGAAGAUGGCCGUUGGGGUUUAUUCCCUGUUGAAGGUACUCAGUAUUAUCAUUUUAUUUGUGAAGGUCAAACACAAAGGCUACAUUAUCUUAUUGAAGAAGAGAGAUCUUUUACUUAUGGCUUAGAAACAUUUGAUCCAGAGAGAAUACCUAGAGGCCCCUACUUCAUAAAGGAACCUGUAGAUACAAUUUAUGAUCCGCAGCGAAACUAUCAUGUACAAAUAACUUGUAUUGCUGGUGGCUAUCCUGCUCCAGUGUACAAAUGGUACAGGGAGGAAUAUCAAGUAGAUAGUCCAAUUUUUACAGAAAUCGACCCAUUAGUUGAGACUAGAUUUGUUGUUAGUGGUGGAACACUUAUGAUUUACAACCCUGACACUGAAAAAGACAAUGCAAAAUACCACUGUACUGCUUCAAAUAAAUUUGGUACAAUACGCUCGGAAUCUAUACGUUUAUCAUUUGGUUUUAUUAGAGAGUUCAAUCAAAAGAGACCUAUUGAAAGUGGUUAUCAAUAUUGGGGUAAAGUUAUGUAUUGUGAUCCUCCAUCAUACUAUCCAGGAGUAAACUUCUUAUGGGCUCGUGGCUAUUUCCCAAAUCUCGUUGAGGAAGACAAACGUGUGUUUGUGUCCUACGAUGGAGGUCUUUAUUUUUCUGCCCUGGAAACAAUUGAUAGAGGAAAUUACAGUUGUAAUGUCAUGAGUAAAGUAUCAGAUCAAGGAAGAAAUGGUCCCUUUUUCCCACUUUUGGUGUAUCCUCAUUCAGACUAUCAACAGCUUAAAUUCCCUAAUAACUUCCCUAAAGUAUUUCCUGAAGCACCUGUAGUAGGCCAGGAAAUUCGAUUAGAGUGUGUCACUUUUGGUUAUCCAGUUCCUUCUUAUAAUUGGACAAGGAAAAAUGGCGCAAUGCCGAAGAAAGCACGCUUAAGUAAAUAUGACCGUGUUUUGACAAUUCCUAAUGUAGGAGUUGAAGAUGAGGGAGAAUAUAUUUGUGAUGUUCACAAUGACAGGGCUCGUAUAUCUAACAGUGUCUUCUUAAAAGUACAAGCUGAACCAAACUUCACUAUUCCUUUGGCCGAUAAACAUAUGGACAACAAAGGUGAGUUACACUGGAAUUGUGAAGCAUUUGGUAUUCCAGAUGUUAAUUACACUUGGUGGAAAAAUGGAAAGAAGCUUUCUAUGGAUACUUUAGAACCUGAAGACAGAGAUCGUUAUAUUAUUCAAGAUAAUGUAUUAAUAAUAAAAUAUUUGGAUCCAACUAGGGAUCCUGGUAUGUUCCAAUGUGCAGCUCAAAAUCAAUUGAAAGCUAGUUUCUCAACUGGACAGCUGCGUGUGUUGUCGCUGAAGCCAUCGUUUAAGAAGAAACCAUUAGAAUCUGAAACUUAUGGAUCAGAAGGUGGUAAUGUUACAUUAAGAUGUAAUCCUGAAGCAGCUCCUAAACCUACAUUUACUUGGAAAAAAGACAACAUUGUCAUUGGUGCUGGAGGAAAGCGCUUUAUUACUGACACUGGGAACCUCAUAAUAAGGCAGUUAUCAAGGGAUGACGAGGGAAUUUAUACUUGUGUAGCUAAAAAUCAAUAUGGUACUGAUGAAAGUCGAGGACGGCUGAUUGUUUUGCGUACUCCACGCUUCCUUGAACCGUUGCCUCCGCGCAUCACGACGCAAGUUAAUCAAGUGGUCUUCUUACAUUGUAACGCGGAAAUAGAUCCAAUCUUAGAUUCCGCCUACCUCUGGAACCAUAAUGGUAUUCGAAUGAAAGAAGCCGCUGAUUUAUUUGCUGAUAAGAGAAUCAAAAUUGACGGAGGAGAGUUAACUAUACUUAAUGUGAGUCUGUCUGAUGUCGGUGAUUACGAGUGUGUUGUAAAAUCAGCAAUCGGCCGCAUUUCUUCCCACACACAAUUACGAAUAGAAGGCCCGCCUGGUCCUCCCGGCGGUGUACAGACACUGAAUAUAGGUCGCUCAUCCGUCACUUUAGAAUGGACAGACAGUAAUUCCAAUGGUCGCCCCAUCAGUGGCUAUAUAGUAACUGGUCGUACCCACUGGAACUCGACAUGGUAUGUCAUUAGUGAAAAUGUAGCCAAUGUGAUAGAAGUAGAUCGAUAUAAUGGACGUAAACGUGUAACUUUAACAACGACCUUAAUGCCAUGGGCUAUUUAUGAAUUCAGAGUUCAAGCUGUAAAUUUGUUAGGACCUGGAAAACCAUCUGCGCCUAGUCCUCAGUUCUCCACGCCUGCAGACAAACCCUAUCAGGCACCAGCGAAUGUUGGAGGUGGUGGUGGAAAAACUGGCGACCUUACCAUUACUUGGACACCAUUACCACCAUCCUUACAGAAUGGCCCAGGUAUUUAUUACAAAAUAUUUUGGCGUCGUAAUGGAACGGAAGUUGAAUUUCAAUCAUUAUCUCUCAAGAAGUAUGGGAACAUUGGAACAUAUGUUGUUCAUAUUUCAACGAGUUAUUUCUAUACGCCAUACGAUGUUAAAGUUCAGGCCUUCAAUGACAUUGGGGCUGGUCCAGAGAGUGAGGUCAAGACAAUAUACUCCGCAGAGGAUAUGCCUCAAGUGGCGCCACAGAUGGUGUAUGCGAGGUCGUUCAACUCGACGUCUUUGAACGUGACGUGGAAUCCUAUUGACCAGUCGCGUGAGAGAUUGCGUGGCAAGCUGAUCGGUCACCGUUUGAAGUACUGGAAACAGGCAAAUAAGGAGGAAGAAUGUAUUUAUUAUUUAUCAAGGACGACACGCAACUGGGCACUCAUUGUUGGAUUGCAACCUGACACUUACUACUACGUAAAGGCGAUGGCUUUCAACUCAGCGGGCGAAGGUCCUGAGAGCGAGCGGUACUUAGAGCGUACAUUCCGAAAGGCGCCUCAAAAACCGCCUGCCUCAGUUAAUGUAUGGGCGUACAAUCCCACCACAGUUCGUGUUGUUUGGCGAUACGUGCAACCUACAGAUGAGGAAGAACCUCUACUUGGAUAUAAGGUGAGGGUAUGGGAGAUAGAUCAAGACAUGAGCACUGCGAACGACACAAUAGUCGAAGUGGAACACAAGUUAGAAGCGUACGUGAUGAACUUGAUGCCAGGCAAGUCGUACAACUUGCGAGUACUCGCGUACUCCAACGGCGGCGACGGCAGAAUGUCCUCGCCUGCCAUCACUUUCCAAAUGGGAGACUAUCACACAGACGCCUAUGGAUAUUACUCUAGAAAUUCAGCUAAUAAACAUUUACAAAUUGAGGUAUCAAUAAUUACUUUACUCUUAAAUUUCAUGCGACUCAUGAUGUCGUGA